GUGAAGGCGGCCUGGCAACGAUUCCCCGUACCGGGCAUCGGCGUUACUGGUAUAUCCCCGAGUUCAGAAUGCACGGCUGACGACAUGACGCACCGGAGCUCCGACAGGCCGCAACCGUCCAUUCCCUUGCUUACAUUCCGGUUGCCGAGGAUGCCAGCCAGUCAAAUGAACAAUGCCCGACAUCGAUCGUCGUUAAUAAAAGCCAUGCACCGCUAACUACCUAGGUCCCAGUGAAUGAAGCAAUACGUGUCCGACUUCAAUAUCGUUGAGUUUCAAUAUCCUUGAGUUUUAAUAUCCUUGUAUUGCUACCAUCCGCAAAUUCUCUGCAUCACCAUGUCGGCGCCCGCUUUCGACCCCUUGUACGCUACUCCGGGCCCCUUCACCGGAUUCCCCGGGAAGGGUCUCCCUGAUAUCAGGCGGUACAUCACCACCCACAACGCCCAAGGCGAGGGCGUUUUCCUCCCGUCCGACAAUGGCGACAACAAAGCGCUGAUGGCCAACGGCCGCGGCGUCCAAAAUGUCCUCUACACAACCAAAGGCGCGGCCGUGGAUCUCAACGGCGAGGCAGACAUUGCUUGGGCACGAGACAAUAAGCCCGGCCUCCACGUCCCCGAUGGCACGCUCGUGCGCAUGAUCGACUUCGCGCCCGGGGUGGAGUCGCCCAUGCACCGCGCCAUGUCGCUGGACUACGGCACCGUGGUGGAGGGUGAGUUCGAGGUGGAGCUGGACAGCGGCGAGAAGCGCACGAUGCGGCCCGGCGACGUGCUGGUGCAGCGCGCCACCGCCCACAAGUGGCGCAACCUGUCGCCCGACAAGCCCGGCCGCAUGCUGUUCGUGCUGCUGGAUUGCAAGCCGAUGGAGCCCAUCAACGGCAAGGAGUUCAAGAUCGAGCUCAACGAGCUGCAGCCCGACUUUCCGACAAACCACUGAGACUGCGGGGAAUGAUUUUCGGGGCAUCUGUGUGUGCGGUUAUGCAUGGUUGUGCAAGGACAAGGCUCUCUUGGGUUUGCCAUUGGGAGCCAUUACCACACCUAGGUAGUCGGUAGAGAGCUGAAAUAUACUGUGG
Messenger RNA from Chaetomium fimeti, 1066 nucleotides. RefSeq lists its product as uncharacterized. NCBI's taxonomy places the organism in Eukaryota, Fungi, Ascomycota, Sordariomycetes, Sordariales, Chaetomiaceae. Bases 334 to 930 code for a protein of 198 amino acids. The transcript is spliced from 2 exons. The record is from RefSeq and is a predicted model, not a curated record.